AUGGCGAGCGCUCAAGACAUGGAAGAGCAGCUUCAACAAAGCGUCAUGAUUUCAGAAGAUGGAGCGUUUGAGUCCUCUUCGUCUGGGCUGGGUACUGCGAAUACAAUCUCGCCAAACGGUGACGAAGAGAUGAGCGAUCGCGACGCAUCCGGAGAAGAAAUCGAAGAGGGGGAUGAGGACGCCGAAGGAGAGGAAGACAAUGAUCUUAUCCAACAACAAAUAAACGCGGGACACCAAUCGAUAGUAGCCAGCGCAAAGCCCCCGAGCGACGACGACGAUGAAGUAGAAGGAGAAGACGAAGAAGAAGAAGAAGAACGGGAGGAAUCUGACGACGAUGAUGGUGUCGACCUUGUCAAGAUACGACCCGACUCGGACGGCGAAGGCGAUAGCGAAGCUUCCACGCACGAGAGUGAGGCUGAAGAAGAUGAAGGGGCAGCCGCUUGGGAGGAUGAAGCAAACGAAGAAGACGAAGAAGACGAGUCUGCCGAAAGUCCCAGCAAUGCUUGCAUUUUCUGUAAGCAAGAUGAGGAAAAUGACCCAAGCGAAGACUUUGAAGCAUAUUUAUCGUGCAAAAGAUGUGGCGAUCAUUCCCACCAGCAAUGUGCUCGUGAGGCUGCGGCAAUGACGGAAGAUAAUGCCGCGCAAAACUGGAAAUGCCCGGAGUGCGUUGACAAAUCAUCCGAUGAAGAAGACGAUGCUGAAGUAGGAAGCGUCGCUGCCUCUGAUGCAAAGGGAUCCCAAGCAAGUGACGGUACAGGCACGGGCACUCGGGCAGGGCGCAAGAGAAAAUCGUCGCCCCUACAAGAUGAGGAUGAGGAUGACGUGAUUACUGUUCGCAAGCGCCGGCGGAACAUCUCUGUCGACGCCAACUCAGCACAAGAUGGGAUAGAGGGCAACGAGCCGAUGCGGAAUCGCACUGCGAGACAGAAGAGCACUCGACAGUCUCUGGUUUCAGUAGAGAAACGCUCGAGACACUCUCUAAUCAUGAAAUUUCAGGUUCGACCUGGAAACUUGAAGGAGUUUCUGUCCCGACGGCGCCGGGACCGGAAACGUCCCAGCACUACACGACCGGUACGGCCAAUUAUACAGCAAGCUUCUUCGGCAGGCUUCGACGUGCCAAUAUCGGCUAUGCCCACACCAUUCAGCUCUGAUGUUUACUCCCAACCCUUCUAUUCUUUCUUUGACAAAGAGACAGACGAAGUGAAGGGCAAGCCAUACGGUGGUAUCCUGACUGAGGCGGAAGCUGAUACGUCCAAAACGUUCCCCACGUCUGACGACCGCAAAAGAUUUGACAAGGCGAAGCAGCAAGCGGAAGAUGAGUGGCGAGCUCGUGUGCUUGCAAUGCAAGCUGAACAAGACAUGCCUGUUCGGCGUCACAAGAAGAACAGUGAGCAUGCAAGCCAGAUUGAAUGUAUCGAGUUUGGCGGCUGGGAGAUUGAAACUUGGUACGCGGCACCGUAUCCAGCAGAGUACAGCCGGAAUCGCGUCCUCUACAUUUGCGAAUUCUGCCUCAAGUACAUGAACUCGGACUAUGUCGCUUGGAGGCAUAAGCUGAAAUGUGGUACCAAGCACCCGCCUGGCGAUGAGAUUUAUAGGCACGACUCUAUCUCGGUAUUUGAAGUGGAUGGUCGCAAACACCCGGUAUAUUGCCAGAAUCUUUGUCUUCUAGCAAAGCUAUUCCUUGGCUCCAAGACACUCUACUAUGACGUAGAGCCGUUUUUGUUCUACGUCUUGUGCGAGUACGACGAUUGCGGAUAUCACUUCGUCGGCUAUUUUUCUAAGGAGAAGCGAGCAAGCAGUCAGAAUAACGUCUCGUGCAUUCUAACCCUUCCGAUUCACCAACGUAAAGGCUACGGCAAUUUGCUGAUUGACUUUUCCUAUCUUCUUACGCGAGUCGAGCAGAAGACUGGAUCGCCGGAAAAGCCGCUCUCUGAUAUGGGCCUGGUGUCUUACCGAAACUACUGGCGGCUCCGACUUUGUCGUUAUUUCUUAGACAUUGUGGAAUCUGGAGAAUUCAAGACCAACGGAUUGAGCAUCAAGAAAAUGUCGGAUGACACCGGUAUGACGCCCGACGACGUCAUAUCUGCACUUGAGGGUCUCAGAGCUCUUGUCCGUGAUCCCGAAACUAAACUCUACGCCUUCCGGAUAGACUUGGAAUAUUGUCGCAACUAUUGGGAGAAGUGGGACAGCAAAGGCUACGUCAGGCUCAAAUCCGAGGCGUUGGUCUGGACUCCAUACGUGAUGGGUAGAUCCAAUGCCGUUAAUUUCGAAUUCGGACCACCCAUCAACGCGAUUGCCCCCCGCGAGGACGACGAAGCCAAAAUACUAGAAGGGCCAAAUAGAGUCGGCACUGACAAAUUGCGGCAGACUAAUGGAGAUGAUGCCCAUUCUACUGCCGACCAAAGCGAACCCGAUCCGGGCCCAACAGCAUCCAUAGAAAAAGCUGAAUCCGAGGAAAAGCCCAUCAAGUCUGAGGAUGAGGUGAUGAAGGACGCGGACGAGCCAAGUGUGCAGACGUGGGAUGCUGCCUACAAAGACAUCCCGGCCACUCGAUUCGAAGUCUUUCCUGCUGUUGGCGGAGCUCGUCGAGACCGCAACCGGCGACGCUCGUCAACCAAUAACGGCGUUCCACGAAAACGUGGCCGCCCGCCGCUGAGCCGUGUGCGGAGCACCUCCUCUCGUCGAAAAGGCGGCGGCACAGGUCGCGGCCCGGGCCGAUACCCAAAGGGGACCAGAAAGUCAGACUAUGGCAACGCAAACAGUGGUCCGGGUCUGCCACCCGGCUGGCGAUCUGUGACGGCUGAUGCCAAGGCCAACGGCGACGAGGCCGGCGCGGCUAUCGAGGAGGAGUCGGCGCAGGACGAGGUGCAGGUUCAGCUGCUGACUUCCAACGAGGGAGCUGCCGCCGCCGCAGAGGAAGAGUCUGGCGCGGACCAAGAGGACGAGGAAGAGGCGCAAGAAGCGGAGGAUGAUGAAGAGGAGGAGGAGGAAGAAGAAGAAGACGGAGAGAGAGAAAGCGAAGGGCGUGACGAUGUAGCGAGAGAGGUAGAGGCAGAGGCAGAAGCAGAAGAGGAUGAGGAUCAAGAAGCUCAAGAAGAGGUCGACGUCGACGCCUCUGGCGAGGAAGAAUGA
This is a messenger RNA of Beauveria bassiana ARSEF 2860, 3132 nucleotides long. Its product is annotated as histone acetyltransferase. Gene Ontology annotation, biological process: regulation of DNA-templated transcription. Gene Ontology annotation, molecular function: histone acetyltransferase activity. The record is from RefSeq and is a predicted model, not a curated record. The transcript has a single exon. NCBI's taxonomy places the organism in Eukaryota, Fungi, Ascomycota, Sordariomycetes, Hypocreales, Cordycipitaceae. The coding region runs from base 1 to 3132 and encodes 1043 amino acids.